This is a messenger RNA of Aaosphaeria arxii CBS 175.79, 1491 nucleotides long. RefSeq names its product FAD dependent oxidoreductase. NCBI's taxonomy places the organism in Eukaryota, Fungi, Ascomycota, Dothideomycetes, Pleosporales. The record is from RefSeq and is a predicted model, not a curated record. Gene Ontology annotation, cellular component: cytoplasm. The transcript is spliced from 2 exons. The coding region runs from base 1 to 1491 and encodes 496 amino acids. Gene Ontology annotation, molecular function: oxidoreductase activity.
AUGACCAAUAUAAGGACGGCUCUUGUUGCGGAUCCCUUGCUUCCUAGACCAAAUCCCACAGCUUCUCUUUGGCAAAAUCCUGCGCAUCCAAUCGUUGCAGCGAUACAAUCUCCAACAUUACCGACACUUACCGACUAUGUCAUUAUUGGUUCUGGCAUCACUGGCUGCAGUGUUGCGAGAUCCCUUCUAGACGAUUGCAAAUCACCAGACGAAAGGCCACAUGUUACUAUUCUGGAGGCGAGAACGCUAUGCAGUGGUGCGACUGCGCGCAAUGGCGGACAUCUCGUGACCCCGGCUGGACACACCUAUGGACCUUUAGCGAAAAGAUAUGGAGAAGAGGCGGCGAAAGAAAUAACUCGAUUUAGCAUCAUGAAUAUUGACCGUUUGAUGAAGCUGGUGCGCGAGAUGGACCCGAAACUUCAGGAAGAGUGCCAGAUGAGAGAUGUCCUCAAGGUCAUGGCUGUUUUCGAUGAGGAUCUUUGGAAAGAGGUGGAAGAGUCUGUGAGGGCGUUUCAGAGAGGCGUGCCAGAGCAUAGAACGUUCCAUCGGAUAAUAGAGAGAAAUGAUGUUCCCGAGAAGUGGAAUGUCAAAGGCGCAUGCGGUGCUGUUGAGCAUGAGGCGGGAGCAAUAUGGCCAUAUCGAUUGAUAACCGGCAUGUUUGAGCGUCUUCUCGCUCGAUAUCCGUAUAAUCUUUCCAUAGAAACCAACACCCCGGCGACGUCUAUCCAAUACAUCGUACCGGAUCUAUCCACGACACCAGGCUCUGAUUACAAGUACGCAGUAUCAACACCGCGCGGUAUCAUCCAUGCGAAAAGAAUCGUGCAUUGCACGAAUGCCUAUGCUUCUCAUCUCCUCUCACCUCUGGCAGGCAGGAUAUACCCAUUCCGCGGGACGAUGUCAGUUCAAAAGGCCGGCCCAAACUUAAAGAAUCUGGGCAACGAAAAAUCAUGGAGUUCUAUGAGCCGGUCUCAAUUUGAUCUAAAGAGCGGUGUGUUCCAGUACGGACUGUAUUAUCUCCAACAAAAUGGGAAAACAGGUGACAUUUGGGUUGGAAAUGAAUGCGACAACGUGCUCGAAGCUCUACAAAGCGACGAUACGUACGUAUCGGAGGAAGGAAGAAAAGCUCUGCUGUCUUUCCUGCCAAAUUAUUUCUUGGAAGGGUGGCCAAGCGGCAGUAAACCAGAUCUGAAAGCAAUCUGGACGGGGAUUCAGGGUCAUACGGCCGAUGGGCUUCCAGUUGUAGGAAAAGUACCAGAACAUUUGACGGGGAGGCAGGGUAGUGACGACGAAUGGGUCGCGGCAGGAUUCAAUGGGUACGGGAUGGACAAAUGCUGGCUCACCGGUGAAGCACUGGCCAGCAUCAUGAUGGACAGGGGCGUCGCCACCUGGUUCCCGAAGUGUUUUCUACUUACAGAAGAACGGUUGGAGAAAACUUUGCAUUUAGAGCACGCCUUGGAGAAUUGGAGGUCCAUUGCAACAAAAGCCACAUAG